Pipra filicauda (Wire-tailed manakin) is the source of this 1495-nucleotide messenger RNA. It is a transcript of the gene LHFPL2, whose product is annotated as LHFPL tetraspan subfamily member 2. Gene Ontology annotation, cellular component: membrane. The coding region runs from base 407 to 1093 and encodes 228 amino acids. The transcript is spliced from 3 exons. The record is from RefSeq and is a predicted model, not a curated record. Lineage: Eukaryota; Metazoa; Chordata; Aves; Passeriformes; Pipridae.
AGGUAUUGCCAGGCAUCUGAAGUGGUUGACCAAGCCUAGGGACUUGGAACAGUGGUGUGUGAUGUCAAACAGUGCGCAGUCCUUGCAGCCUCCCCCACCAGCCUACAGUGUCAUAUGCCAGUAUGAAUAUUAAGAAAGAAAACUGUAUUUCAGAGCUCAGCAUCCCAGAAGGAAAAAAGGAGGAACUAAACAGAAAGAACAAAUGACUGCACUGCUUGCAAAACUUGAGGCUGUUCAUUUUUUCUUCUGAGAAGCUUCAUCUUGGCCUUUGUGAGAGAGUUGAAAGAGUAGCCAGAGCAGACAUAGUAGUUUUCUUAGGGUCCUUUUUUCCUUUUUUAAUUUAAUUUUUCCCCCCAGUGCCUGGAUUUUAAGACUGCUGCACUGAUCACAAGCACUGGACAUCAAUAUGUGUCAUGUCAUUGUAACGUGUCGGUCAAUGCUAUGGACUCUCCUGAGUAUCGUGGUGGCUUUUGCGGAGCUCAUUGCCUUCAUGAGCGCAGACUGGCUGAUUGGGAAAGCAAAGCCUUCAAGCUCCGAGGAUGUGGACAACAGAACAGGGGGAUCGCAGGAGCCUUACCAUCCAACUCUGGGCAUCUACGGGCGCUGCACCAGAAUCUCCCACAUGCAGUUUUCUAGACGAGACACGCUUUGUGGUCCUUACGCUGAAAACUUCAAUGAGAUUGCCAGUGGGUUCUGGCAGGCGACCGCUAUUUUCCUAGCCAUGGGAAUCAUGAUUCUCUGUACCGUGGCAUUUGUGUCUGUCUUUACUAUGUGUGUGCAGAGUAUUAUGAAGAAAAGCAUUUUUAAUGUCUGUGGGCUGCUACAAGGGAUUGCAGGGCUCUUCCUUAUCUUAGGCUUGAUACUUUACCCUGCAGGUUGGGGAUGCCAGAAGGCAAUAAGCUAUUGUGGACCUUAUGCUUCUGCUUACAAACUAGGAGACUGCUCCUUGGGCUGGGCUUUCUACACAGCCAUCGGUGGCACUGUUCUGACGUUCAUCUGUGCAGUCUUCUCGGCGCAAGCUGAAAUAGCCACGUCCAGUGACAAAGUGCAAGAAGAAAUAGAAGAAGGAAAAAACCUUAUCUGCCUCCUUUAACUACAGUGGGGGAAAGUACCAGCGUCUGGAUCUUUAUCUGCUUUCCAUUGACUGGACAAGCAGAUCCACUUACCUGUUUUUACCAUUUGUGUGAUUGAGCCCCAUGCAUUCCAGCCCCGAACUACUGAAAGGGUCUUUCUUCCUUGCUGGGCAAUGGGGAUCAGAGAAAGGAUCCCAAGAAAGCAGAAUGUAAAUACUUGGGGAUAUUUUUAGUUUCAUUCUGUGAUCAGGACACAGUGGAAUAUAUUGAUCUGACUGGGGAUGUGAGUAAACACCUGUAUAUAGCAGGAGUGUUGUUAUAACUGACAAAUUCUGAUCGAUUGGAUUGCCUAACCCACCCUGGUCACUUUGAAGAAUUUGGGUUUAAAAUAAUAAAAGAUAGCACAUUUUUUUCUUUUCUUA